This is a messenger RNA of Blastomyces dermatitidis ER-3, 2634 nucleotides long. RefSeq names its product APSES transcription factor. Gene Ontology annotation, molecular function: DNA binding; transcription coactivator activity; protein binding. Gene Ontology annotation, cellular component: MBF transcription complex; SBF transcription complex. The record is from RefSeq and is a predicted model, not a curated record. Bases 1 to 2634 code for a protein of 877 amino acids. NCBI's taxonomy places the organism in Eukaryota, Fungi, Ascomycota, Eurotiomycetes, Onygenales, Ajellomycetaceae. The transcript is spliced from 3 exons.
AUGUCGUUCUCGCGGAAUACCCUUGGCCCUUCUGAUGGCGCGUCGUCACAAAACCAAAUGCCCUCCAUCAACGCCGCCUCCCAAUCCGUGGCGUCUACCCCAGCUGCGACGCCUCCGCCUAGACAUUCACAACAGUCGAACAUGUCGAUGAGCUUUCCUAGCAAUGCGGUAUCGCGAAACUCUCUGCAAAGAGCAAGCUUCGGUGGAUAUGAUGAUAACAAUGGGUAUGGCCAGGUGAUGCUCUAUGAAGAAUACAAACCGCAGAUAUAUACAGCUGUUUAUUCCAAUGUAUCAGUGUACGAGAUGGAAGUAAAUGGAGUAGCGGUUAUGCGACGUCGUUCAGACUCGUGGCUGAAUGCGACGCAAAUUCUAAAAGUUGCGGGAGUGAUGAAAGCAAGAAGAACCAAGACGCUUGAAAAAGAAGUGGCCGCUGGUGAACACGAGAAAGUACAGGGAGGCUAUGGGAAAUACCAAGGAACCUGGGUUAAUUACGAGAGAGGUGUUGAACUGUGUCGCCAUUAUCAUGUCUUCGAACUCCUGCGCCCUCUUCUUGAGUAUGACAUGGGCCAGGAUGGUACCGGUCCCGCGGGUCGUGGAGCUGUAGAAACUCCAACCAAGGAGCAGGCCAUGGCGGCCCAAAGAAAGAGGCUCUACCGGACAAUGGACGGGCAAGGGAUGAGUCAAACUCAGCAGGGCACGUAUUUCCAAAACAUCUCGCGCACAGCAGUUAGUGCUGUGAAUGCGAUAAACAAGGCUCGAUUCGAUUCGACCAUGAGGAAAGGGUCAGGUGGCCGACGUUCAAGCAUGAAGGUACCUUCCCAGAUGGGCAGCCAGGAGUCGCAAAUUCAGCCGGCAAGCCAGCAAAGCUUGCAUAGCAUUGCAUCUGACAGCGGCUUUGGUAGCAACAUGCAAAAUAGUCAGCAGACAGCUCUUCUUGAACAUACAGAUGAAGCGGUAGAACCUCCCAGAAAACGCAUGCGCUCGUCAUCUGCUCAGGAAAAGUCGUUUCAGUCGACAAGUGCCAUUCCUCCCCAUACCUCGAUGAUUGAACCGACGCCAACUGAACCCAACGAUUCGUUCUAUCAAAUGCAUCCGGGGGACGCCGGCCCAGAUGGGCCCAUGCGAGGCCUUCACCAUCUUCCUGCUGCGACGACCCCAGACAGAUACCAGAAAAUGAAACUUGUCAUGACCUUAUUCUUGGAUAAACGUGCCAAGGAUUUUUCUAACCACCCUGCUUUCCUUAAUCUAUCUGCCGAGGAUUUAGAGAUACCCUUGGACAAGUACUACAAUAGUGCCCUACACUGGGCGGCUAUGCUUGCUCGGAUGCCUUUGGUGCAUGCCCUCACAGCCAAAGGCGUUAGCAUUUAUCGUUUGAAUGGUGCUGGGGAGACGGCUCUGCAGAAAGCGGUGGGAACUAGGAACAAUCUCGAUUAUCGCAGUUUUUCCAAGCUACUCCACGUACUAUAUCCUACCAUUGAGAUAGUUGACUAUCAUGGGCGGACUGUGCUUCACCAUAUCGCCAUGAUGGCUGCGACUGGCGGCGGAGGGCAUGUUGCUGCAAAACAUUACCUAGAAUCACUUCUCGAGUUUAUUGUGCGCUACGGCGGACCUGCAGGAUCCGUGCAAGCUUCUCUUAAUACAACUGCCAAUGGUUCUAAUGGCCAACAUCAAGUUGAGGUAAUUGGACUUGGCAAGUUUAUGUCUGAGAUGGUAAAUAUCCAGGAUGACCAGGGUGACACGGUGCUGAAUUUAGCUGGUCGUGCGCGGACCGUGCUUGUUCCGCAAUUGCUGGAAGUCGGUGCAAAUCCCCACAUACCAAACAACACAGGGCUCCGUCCUGCAGAUUAUGGAGUUGGGGUCGACAUGGUCAAUGGUGGGCUACAGAAUGGAGAGUCAGAGUCGUUUUCUACUCGGCUUUCUAAGACGCGGCGAGAGUUACUUGACUUAACUAUUUCUCAAGUCACAUCUCUCGUUGAACAAUCGUUUGGUAGUAUUGAUAACGAACUUUCGUCAGGUUUAGGGAGGAAGCAAGAAGAAUUCGAACAAUGGCACAGAAAAAUUCGUGAAAGUGCCAAAGCUAGGCAGAUUGAACAGAAGCAAUUAGAUGACAUGAAGCGAAGAGCCAGAGAUCGCAUCGAACUUGAUAGGCAGAUAAAGAAUCUCGAGCGCGCAUCAGAAGAACUAGCUGCACUCCUCAAGUCACUCCAGGGCGACCAGUUCAAGGCAGAAGUUAUAAAUAUUGGCGAUGCCGAUGACGCUCUUGGGGUUGACAUGUCACAAUUUAGCACACUUUUCCCGGAAGACUUCGACAUCUCAACGGCCGGUGGGUUUUCAGACCAGCAAGUUACGUUCCUCGAAUCAUUGCCGGGUAUUGAAAUCCUAACAUCCCAGCUUGGAUGCUACCGCGAUCACAACGAUGAAGUAUGCAAAGAGCUGGAGAGUCUGAAAUCGAAAAAUGUAGUCUUGGGCGAGAAUUAUCGGCGGAUGGUCAUGGCUUGCACGGGGUGGACUGAAGAACAGGUGGACGAAGCGGCGGACGGCCUGACAGAGUGCAUUAAGGAUCUAAACGAGCACCCUCUGCCGGAGGACGUUGCGAUCGAGAUUCUCAUGAAGGAUCGCGGUCAGGACUGGUAA